Nannochloropsis gaditana CCMP526 is the source of this 327-nucleotide messenger RNA. Its product is annotated as n-acetyltransferase esco2. Gene Ontology annotation, molecular function: protein-lysine-acetyltransferase activity. The record is from RefSeq and is a predicted model, not a curated record. The coding region runs from base 1 to 327 and encodes 108 amino acids. Gene Ontology annotation, biological process: mitotic sister chromatid cohesion. The transcript has a single exon. Gene Ontology annotation, cellular component: chromatin; nucleus.
AUGCAGACCGCCACCGGUAAAAUGGCGGCGAGCACUGGUGGAGUGCUCAGACAUGCGGACAAGAGCAGGGUGGGCUUGAGUAUGCUACCGCAAGGGGUGGAGUAUCUGCACGAAAAAGUGGAGGCAGCGAUAGGGAUCAAGCAGGUGUGGGUCAGCCAGAACAUGCGGCGACAGGGGAUUGCCAAGCGCAUGUUGGAAGUGGCGCGGGCACGAUUCUUUUACGGCUUCGUGGUUCCGCGGGGCAAAGUGGCCUUCUCCCAGUUGAGCACAGCCGGCUACUCGUUCGCCCGCGCGUACGUCAAGCCCGGGAAGCUGCUUGUGUACUAA